Meira miltonrushii is the source of this 1395-nucleotide messenger RNA. RefSeq names its product nucleoside hydrolase. Bases 1 to 1395 code for a protein of 464 amino acids. The transcript has 5 exons. Gene Ontology annotation, cellular component: cytosol. Gene Ontology annotation, biological process: purine nucleoside catabolic process. NCBI's taxonomy places the organism in Eukaryota, Fungi, Basidiomycota, Exobasidiomycetes, Exobasidiales, Brachybasidiaceae. The record is from RefSeq and is a predicted model, not a curated record. Gene Ontology annotation, molecular function: purine nucleosidase activity.
AUGGGUAAUCCAACUCAGAUCAUUAUCAAUUGUGAUCCAGGCAUUGAUGACGUCUUGUCUAUCAUUAUGGCUUUAUCACAUCCGGAAAAGGUGCAGGUUAGAGCAAUAUGUAUAAGCCAUGGUAAUACAACUGUAUUGCAUGGUCGUGAGAACAUCGUUCGUCUCUUCUCAGUGCUACAAAAGCAUAUCGAGGAAAACCCUGAUGAAGCACAAAGCGAAGGCUUAAAGAAGGCCUUGAAAAGUGACAACAAAAUAAUACUGGCAAAAGGAGCAUCUCAUCCACUGCAAGGCCCAACAUUCAACUCUUCCGCAUAUCACGGUAAAGACGGACUCGGAGAUAUAAGCACAUUGCCGGGAGAUCCAUGGCCUCUUCCAGAUUGCCUUCCAGAGCCUCUCGUUGAAACGGAUAAAAGCGCAGAUGAAGUCAUGCUGGAUAUCCUUCGCACAAAUGAUUCAGGAACGGUUCAAAUCGUUUCUCUCGCCCCACUUACAAACUUAGCUCUUGCUUGGCAAAAAGAUCCUGUAACUUUCUUACGAGUUGGCGGUAUUUCAGCAAUGCUUGGAAAUCUUGAUGUUCCUGGAAAUGAUACCCCUUCUGCCGAAUUUAACGCAUUCGCCGAUCCUUUUGCGUUUCGAAUUUUAUUGCAAGAUGCUCCUAAAUUCCCAGCACUCAAAGAGCUAUCCAAACGACUGCCUUUUGAUAUGUUGCCACUAGAUAUCACCAACCAACACAAAGUUCCAUUUGCGCAAUUGUGCAGUGAUGCUGUCAAGGAGAAAAAUAUUCUGCAAAAAUUCAUCGCAGCAAUUCUUGCACAUCCAAGACAAAGAGCAAAUGCCCGUGCACCGAAAGACGAGCCGUUGGAUCGUGAAAAGUACGAUAAUUUUACCGCGCACGACCCGCUUGCAAUGGCCCAUGCCAUAUUCUGUCCUUCUCCGAUUGAGCGAAACGAACAAAUAAACGAGCCAAUCGAUGAAUCGUUUUCCGAAUGGCACAUCAAAACACGCACCUUCGGAGUCGAAACUGACGGUUAUUUGACUCGUGGAGAAUGUGUGGUUGAUCAUCGACAGUAUAGUAAAGGUAAGCCAUUCACCAUCCCAACAGGAACAUACGCCAAUUCUGCAUCCGAUCGCAAUGAAAGAUAUCACCCGGAACCGUCCUUGAGGAUGUCCAGGAGGAUAAGUCGGAUAGUCAGCUGGAUCAAGACGGACAAAGAGGAUCAAGCAAACCCUUCCUCUGCAGGGACAAAGGAGGUGGAAGCUACAUUCCAGGAAACAGCAGAUCUUCACGUAAACGAUGAACAAAAAAGACAGUUCACAGGAGAAUGGGACAUCGUCAUAUCUUCACCUGGCGUCGACUGGUUCAGAGGUAUGUUCCUUAAAUCCUUGACGCUAUAA